AUGAUUGAUAAUUCAAACUUUUAUUUAUUUGAAAAGAGAAGAAAUAUAUCUAAAAAAUCAAAUAAAGGAUACAAUAUAUCUAUCUAUCUAAAAAGAAUCAAAAUAUUGAAUAGAAAAACAGAAAGUCCCCUUCACCUCUUUGUCACACACAAUAAACACACUCGCUCUUACCCAACUGAAAACCAUGAAUAUCCCCCAACGGCUGGUCAACUAUUACCGAAUCUACUGUUACCAUCAUCCUCAGAGUCAGACUCACCACUCAGUGUGCACAAAUUUUCAUUCAACUCAAACUCAACAACAGCAUUUUCCAAUAUAAACAGGAAUAGCAACACUUCACAACUACCACAAAAUCAUUGUGACAGUCAACAGUAUUUCGCCUUCAGAAACUCAUUAAACAAUCCAAAGAUAAUGACGUCAACAGCAGUUUUGACCACGGAAACAACAGCGACAAACAGUGUAACACCUGCAUCAAAUUCACUGUCACAAUAUUCCAGAAUUUUUAAUUCACGCACAGCCUCUGGUGGUGGCAGUAGUAGUGGUUGCACUAUUGGAAAUAACAGCAGUAAUAAUAAUGUGGAUGACAGUGCGAUUGAUAUAAAACAGAAUAUUGAAAAGAUUAAAAGUCAUCCGUUAUUCCCGCUACUUGCAUUAAUUUUUGAAAAGUGUGAACUUGCAACAUGUACCCCAAGAGAUGAGAAUUCCAACAGUUCCGCUGAUGUCUGUUCCUCUGAUUCAUUUCAAGAAGAUAUAAGUGUAUUCACAAAAGAAAUGGCUUCUUCAAAUCGACCAAUGUUUACAUCUGAACAAGAAUUGAACUUAUUAAUUAUUCAAGCCAUUCAUGUGCUUCGAUUUCAUUUACUGGAAAUUGAGAAGGUACAUGAGUUGUGCGAUAGCUUUUGUGCACGCUAUAUCACAUGUUUAAAAGGCAAAAUGCCACUGGAUUUAGUAUGUGAAGAUAGAGAAUCAGGUGCUGGUUCAACAGGUUCAGCGGCAAGUCCAUUUUUAAAUCGUUCAUCUACACCAAAUUUAUUUAAUGAUGCAGUUGAUUCAAUAAGUGGACUGCAAAAUCCAUCCACUUUAUACAGUCAUAGCAACAAUUCCAUGUAUAGUGGAUCCAUACUGUUUUCACCAAAUUCCCACCAUUCGACUGGUUCUCUUCCAGCUCCCCCAUGUACAACUUCUAUGCCUUAUACACAAGAAGCCUGUCUAUUCACUUCUGAAUCAAUGGGUUCGAUUAGAUCGCCUAACCACUCAAGCUGCAGUAUUAAUAACACUAGCAAUGCUUGCCAAUCCUAUGUGUCCACUGUAGAUAAUUUCAAAACUAUUCUGUCUAAUGAAUACGAACAUAGUCAAAUAUCAACUGUAAAUAACAGCACUAUUAAUGUGGAGUCUUCAAAACUGAAUACAGUCCCAAAUGGAUCAAUGUCGUCAUCGUCUACAUCUUCUAUGGAUUCAGCUUCACCUAACACGCAAAUGUCAUCAGGAAAUUAUAACCAGACGACGCACAGUGGAGUAUCUACAGUCACUGCGGUUGCAGUCGCAGCUGUGGCGGCAGCAGCGGCUGCUGCAGGUGGAGUUCCUACUGUGACAAAUUCAAUGGAAAGUAUUUCAUCUGACUCGUGUCCUGAUUCACAAGUUAAUUCACACUCGAAUACUUCUCAGUUUUAUAUGAAUCAGUCUCAUUUUUACAAUAUGAAUUCUCAAAGUGGAAAUAGUGAAUCAGUAUCAACAAGUAUGUUAGCAUCGGCUGUCACCGAUACUAUUAACAGCACAACUAAUAAUACACCUGUAAAUAGUACAGUAAACGAAGAUGAUAUUGACAGUACUGAAAUUGCAAAUACUGAAGACUGUGAUAAGCCUGUACAUUUGCAUACAAGUGCAGCUGAUAAUUUUCCGCAAUCACUAUAUGGUAAUUCUUAUUAUAAUCAAUAUUUUUCACAGUAUAUACGCGAUAAUAUUCCGUUGAAUACUGUGCUACCAAAUAUGAAUGAUCCCUCAAACUAUGCAGAAUCACUUCAUAAUAUUAGCAGCAACACUAGCAACAACUGUAUUCAAACAAAUCGAGACUAUGAAUACCCUAGUUCUUAUGGAUUUUAUUCAAAUUUUUUUCUAAAUUCAAAUAAUAUUAAUGCAAAUGAUCCUGCUGGUGGUUGUUCACUGCCGUUGACAAAAAUGAAUUCAUCUAGUUCAUCACCAUACCAUUAUCACCAUCACCAACAAAGUCAACAUCACUCCUCCUCUAACCAGUCACAUCAACUUCAGCAUCACCAACAGCGUCACAGUUACCAUGCAUCAUUGAAUGAACAAUUAUCUGACAUAAUGCGUAAAGACAGUUGUAAUUACACAAAUUCUGUACAUUCAUCUCAGUCAAUACCUACAUGUUCCUCGGUAACAAUGAAUUCUAUAACACGAUCUCCAGAUUUUAAUGAUCCGUAUAUAGGUGCAGGAGAUAUGUUGCAUUCUCACUCAAAAGAUUCAAGUCAUAUAAAUCGUCUACAUCAUGAGUCAAAUCAACAAAAACACCAUAAUCCACAUACAAUGCAACAUAUACACUCACAUUACCCAUUGAAUUCACAAACCUCUACACUUUCCAUAACAUCGUCGUCAUCCCCCUCAUCAUCUUCUUCAUCAUCAUUACAACAUCAUUAUAAUAUUCAUCAUUCACAAAAUCCGCAUACAAACAACUUACAUCCUUCGUUAAUGCAUAACUCACAACAUUUAGGACAUCGUGCACCGUGUCUACCGUCUAGACCAACGUCAAGAAUUAGACAUACUAAAAGCUCAUCAAUAAAUGGUUCAGUUCGUAGUGACGGUUCAAUUAAUGACGAUUCACAAACAGAGAGAAUUGGUUUUAAAUCAAAUGAAUUGGGAGCAGAAGAAACUGGAUCACAAAAAGAUGUUAUGGAGGAAUUAGAAUCUGAGACCAGAGGUGAUUUGAAGAGACAGAAAAAACGUGGAAUAUUUCCAAAAGUGGCCACAAACAUUAUGAGAGCAUGGCUUUUCCAACAUUUAACACAUCCGUAUCCAUCUGAAGAACAGAAAAAGCAACUGGCUCAAGACACCGGUUUAACUAUCUUACAAGUAAACAACUGGUUCAUUAAUGCUCGUCGGAGAAUCGUACAACCUAUGAUUGACCAAUCUAACAGAGCAGGUCCUCAUGGCUAUUCAACCACAGAAAGUGUACCACAAUGUAUGGAUUAUAUUGAAGGUGCUCCCCCCUAUUCGGCAUAUACCAGGGCAGCUCAAGCUGCAGCAGCUGCAGUCGCCGGAUUUUCAAAUCAUCACCCUUCGAACGACGUCUACUUAGCGGCCGCCGCUGCUGCUGCUGCAGCUUCAGUUGGUUUUAGUAAUGGUGUCGUUACAAAUAAUGCAUCAAGUCGAGAUAAUUUAAGUCGUUUUCCAAACGGUAGCCAUGCCAACCAAUGUGUUGGGGGAAUUCAGUCUAAGGCUAAUGCAUUGGAUUCGUUAAUAAUGCCGACAGAUUAUACACUUUCAGAUCGUGUUAACAAUGUAAAUAGCUGUUUGCCUCAUCAGUUAUAUUCAGAUGAUAUGAAUGAACUGCCUACAAAUUUAUCAUCCUCUUUGUCACCAACCUGUAAUACGUUUAUAAAUAAUCCGUUUAUUAGUUCUGGUGCAGACUGUACACCAUUGAAUAGUGCAUAUAAUAACAGUAAUACUAAUCAUCAUAGUGAUAACAACAAUCAUAUUGGUUAUUCUAAUGAAGUGCCAUACUAUCAUUCAUUCGACACACCAAACGGAUACCCAUUAAACCAUCUUUCAUAUAAUAAUUAUAAUUCAAACAAUCUACCCAUCACAAAUCAUUUUGAUACAGUUUCAACACUACCAAGUGAUUACAGUGCUAGUUUAAUAGCAUCUCAUACUACUACACAAGCCUUGUCAACAACAUAUUCGCCAAGAAGUUAUUGUUUAAAUGAUACAGACAGUAACUGUGGUGGUAUACUCAACUCAGAAGAUCCUUUAGCUCCUACUAUUAUUAACACUAUCAAUAAUAACUCAGUAAUUUACAAAACUACUAUACCAGAUGAUUCUGUUGGGGGAAUAAAUGCGAUCACAACUAUGUCACCAUCGAUAGUAACUUGUCGAGGUGAUGAUGAUGCGACAGAAACCGAAGGGAUUAAUAUGAAGUCAACUUGUUGA
Messenger RNA from Trichobilharzia szidati, 4158 nucleotides. The record is from the annotation of a GenBank genome assembly. NCBI's taxonomy places the organism in Eukaryota, Metazoa, Platyhelminthes, Trematoda, Strigeidida, Schistosomatidae.